This is a messenger RNA of Cryptotermes secundus, 2567 nucleotides long. RefSeq names its product centromere/kinetochore protein zw10 homolog (gene Zw10). Lineage: Eukaryota; Metazoa; Arthropoda; Insecta; Blattodea; Kalotermitidae. Gene Ontology annotation, biological process: endoplasmic reticulum to Golgi vesicle-mediated transport; mitotic cell cycle; mitotic spindle assembly checkpoint signaling. The record is from RefSeq and is a predicted model, not a curated record. Gene Ontology annotation, cellular component: nucleus; chromosome, centromeric region; RZZ complex.
CAUGAGUUUCCUUGAAACAGUGCUGGCCACAGCAGGUCAGGUGGAAAUAAUGGACUUGGAUGGUAAAAUAUCUGAGAUCACUCAAAAGGUAGCUUCAUUAAAGUGUGAUGUAAUAAGUGUAAUGGAAGAGUCAUAUGUUAAAUUUAAUGUAUUACAUCAAGAGACAGUUGAAUUGGAUAGCAGAGUGAGGGCACUGUCCAAUGAGAUGAGUCAGCUCUUGAUAAGGGUUGAAACUCAGACAAAACGGGACCUCCAGAACUCAACAGGUGAAUUGGAGAGACUGUCCACAUCACUCCAGGAAGCAGCUCUGACCAUGCAACUUGUUCAUCAGUUGGUGGAUAUAGAUACUGCCAUGAAAGCAGCCAAGCAGGCUCAAGAGAAGGGUUGUUACUUAGAUGCAGCCAUGAAGUUGAGGAGCCUUGGUUCACUCUUGGAACAGUGUUCUGGUGCUGAACUUCAACUUGAGAUAUAUGAGACAUUGAUCUCUAAGAAGACAUUGCUUGAGGAGCAUUUUGUCUAUGACAUGAAGGAUAUUUGGAAGUCAUCCUUGAAAUGGGAGGAAGCAGGACCGGAGAAGAAUGUGAAAAAAGUAAUUCUUAAGGUGGCUACAGGAAACAUAAUGCAAAUGGAGCAAAUGAUGCAAGCUUUGAAUUACUUUGAACAUCUAGACUUUUAUUUGAGGAAAUUUGGAAACAAAGUGCUUAAAUACCUGUUGGAGCCAGUCAUUACGAUGAAGAGUACUGUUGAGAUCCACGAAGAAACUAACCUCACCAUUAUUGAAAUAGAAUCAUAUGCUGCCUCUCCAAAACCACAUUAUACUGUAAUCUUUUCCAUUAUCAUAGACGUGUUUGACUUCCUGUAUUCUCAUUUGAAUUUUGCCAUAGAAGAGGAUGUGACACUCAUGAACAGAUUGGGAGAAAUAAUUUCUGAAGAAUUCUGUGAGUUUUUCAUAAAAAACUGCUUAUCUGACACAAUUCCAAGUCACAGUAAUGAUCUAGAAGCAUACAAAGUUAUUGCGAAGGCAACUGAAGAUUUUCAAGAUCAUCUGGUGGAGAUAGGGUUUUUGGGCACUAGUAACCAGUCAAUACUUGAAUAUGCACGGAAUGUGGAUGUUAUGUUUGCCAAUAAAAUUUGCCGGAAAUUACUAGGAAGAGCAAGAGAUAUCAUGAAGAAGAAUUUACAUGAUAUGAUGGAAGUUGGCCCUAUUAGUCCCUCAAGACACCUAGAAAUAGAGGAAACAAUGGAGGACAUUAAACAUUUUGACACCUUAAAGCCAGAAAUAAAAUUAAGUGACAAUACAUUUCAGUUUCCAAAAUGCCAAAUUAGCAAGUCAGCACAUGAGCUGUUGUUGCUAGUGUAUGAAGUUCUGGACGAAGCUGUACAAAGCAAUGACUUCUGCUCUGUAAGGCUGUUUUGCACAGCUCGAAAUAUCUUUGAACUGUAUAGUGCUGUGGUACCAACACACCAUAAGAUGUUCCUUGAAACAAUCCCACAACAAGUUGCACUCUUUCACAACAACUGCAUGUACCUAGCCCAUCGUCUUGUGACGUUAGGUCAUGAGUACAGUAGCCGAUUUCCCACAGUUCUCAGGUCACACACAUCCACCUUCAUCGAUCAAGUGACAGUGUUACGUGAACUGGGGAUCAGCGUGUUUCUGAAGUUCAUGCAGGGUCAACGAAAACAGAUUCUAGAUAUUCUGAGAGACUCAGGUUUGGCAACACUAGGAGAGGAUCCCAAAAUUACACCAAGCAUAGAGAAAGCUGUUCGACAGUGUCUGCGGCAAAUGGAAUUACUCCAGACAGUGUGGGAGAACGUUUUGCCUGCCAAUGUCUACUGCAAAGCUGUAGGUUGUCUACUGAAUGCACUUGUUGAAGAGCUCAUAAUCCGAGUUACCACCGUAGAGGAUGUGCCAGCCACCACUGCUGUUCACUUGGUCACCGUGUUCAGUGUUGUCAUUAACAGAGCUCCACAUCUGUUUCAGGAACAUGGUGAGGUACAUCGGUUUGUAAAACGAUGGCAGAAGUUUAGAGAACUGGUUCUAAUUCUGGGGGCUAGUCUGAGAGACAUAGAUGACAGGUGGGCUGACAGCAAAGGACCUCUUGCACAAGAAUUUACACCUGAAGAAGUUAAGCAGCUGAUACGAGCCCUAUUCCAAAACACAAAGAGAAGAUCUGCUGUUCUUGCAAGAAUAAAAUAAUGCUGAUUUGGAGGAAAGUUAUCAUGAAUUUCUUUUCCAUACAUUCUUUAUGCCCUAUCCAUCUCACCCUUCAUUUGAUCACCAACAUCUGGCAAGGCGUAAAAAUCAGGGUGCUCCCCAUUAUGCAUUUUCCUAUAGCUUUCUAUAUCCAAAUAUUCUCCUCAGCACCCUUGCUGUGGUUUUCCCUUAAUGCAAGGGACCAACUUUCACACCCAUACAAAACUAGGUGAAGAAAAAAUAUUCUAAAUUGAAUGGUAGAAAGCAGUUUAUCUGCAUUUAUUUGAUAAAUGCAGUUUUGAUUUACUACGUAGGUCAUACCGGAAGUCAAGAGCAACUUUUUUUUGCAUGCAACCUGGGAACACCAGAGUAU